AUGGCGGACAUGGGCAUUGAAACGACAGAGGACCCUCUUCACUGUCCAGCAUUUACCAACAGACCCUCAAAAAACAUCCUCAAAGACGAACAAUGGAAACGCCAUUCUCUAUACCACAAUCAGAGCGAGGAGGAAUUUGGACCUGCCAUUUGGCGUGCCGAAUGCCUCUGUGGAAAGAACAUUUACCUUCUCAAACAAGAUAAGCCUCUGAACGCCAAAUUUUGUCAUUGCCGUGGAUGUCAGAUCACCCAUGGUGCACCCUUCCAAUGGGCUUCUAUCUUCCAUAAACAUGAUAUGCUGUUUACCAGUGACUCUGGUGGAUUGGUUUUCUAUUCUGCUACGCAUCAAUCCCAGGAAUAUGGUCUGCCAACCAAGGUAUCCUGUUCCAAUUGCCGCACGCUCAUCAUGGAUGAAGAACGCAAUGUCUGUCUCAUCUUCCCUCAAUUGAUUGUACUUGAGGGAACGGACGAUGAGCAAAGAGUGAAAAGAGAAGCGUUCAAACCAACAUGUCAUAUUUUCUAUGAAUCCUUCCUCAAAAAGAAAAGAGAUGCCCAGCUUGAUGCGGAGCAAGAUUCUUCUGGACAAAAGUCGACCUGGCGCAGCGUCUACAGUCUGAUGCGAUGCGCUCUAUCGACAUGCCCUUCGGGUGGGGCAGAUCCAGUAGGGAAAAAACACUACCAACUUAACACGUAUCAUCUGAGACGUUUGGUUACAUACGUUGAAAAAGGUGGGAUUUUGGAUGGCCAUAACGAUGUGCCAGAAGCGGUACGCGAAGAAUUAUAUAUGGAAGAGCAACAACGACAAGAGAACAGCAGCCGCAAAGGAGGCCAUUUUAUUGGAAAUGGAGUACCGUAUCCUCCUAUCAAUAUUAAUGUCCUGCUGUCGCAGUCUUCCGCCCCCGGGAUAGACAUCUCGGGUGCCCAGGCUGCUGCGGACUUGACGUCUCUAAGCCCGCUCGAGAUACCUGGACCCAGGGAUGAAGCGGUCAAAGAAUAUGGUGAGUGGCAGGUAUCAAAUGUCACUGAUGAUCCCCUCAAGGCUGCAUUUCGACAAAUUUGA
Molecule: messenger RNA, 1059 nt
Organism: Penicillium antarcticum
Lineage: Eukaryota; Fungi; Ascomycota; Eurotiomycetes; Eurotiales; Aspergillaceae
Exons: 3
Coding region: 1-1059 (352 amino acids)
Molecular function (GO): carbon-sulfur lyase activity
Source: RefSeq, a predicted model, not a curated record